AUGGAGACGCAGGACAAGCACUGGGCUUCCAAAUAUUUGUUCGACCCGCUUUUGGCUCCGGAGCCCAGCGCCGAGACGGGACCUGGCGUUCAUCACGUUGCCGCUGCCAACUCUGUCCCUUCACCCCCAAGACCCUCCCGGAAAAUGGACGGCACUUCUGUGCAAGUGACGAACGUGGCCGACAACGACAGAGGACCCUAUCCCUCUCCACCUACCUCGGCGAGUCCUCGCAAGCACCGCACGCCUCCGUCUUACGACGCAGUCCAGCGUCCAGCACCACCCGCAGGAUAUGAUGGCGGUAAAGCGCAUCGUCGAAGCGUGGAGCAGCCAGGCCCUCACACUCACACCUCAACGGCGGGUCGACGCCGUGGCAGCUCUCUGACCUCGCGCUUUCCUGGAGAUCAGACCCACCACCCGUUGGACAUGCUCAAGAGAGAGAACAAACUUGCCCAUCGAGCGCCUCAUUUACAGAAGAGACAUAUUCCUGGGCCUGAUACUGUUGACAGCCUUGAUACGAUUGGUGGCGCUUAUCAUCACGGCGGCCCUUAUGACGCAACAUUGUUGGCACGAAACACCUCUUUCACCAACAGUCCCUUGGAAGCAGUUGCGCGUAGUAACCAGGAAGCAAUCAAAGCUACUCCGCCCGAGAAACUCCAAGACAGCCUUGAGAGACACCGGCCUUUGGACGGUGUGGCGCUGACGCCCCCAGGCAUGGUGGACACUCUCGGCCACAGAUACGAUUACGAAGAGGGGACCAACAUGAUGAUUGAAAAUGGAGGCAACUACAAGAGAUGGCCGGGUGUGGAGUACCUCCCGGAAGAUCUCAAGGGCAAAGGAGAGCCAUCAUACUCGAUUGAGAAGGCGCUAAAGGAGCAUAAAAGUCAUCGAAAGUUGUUGGGCACCGACGAGCCCGGAAUUGAGAUGGCAGCGCGACCGCAUAGCUCUGGUGGUCCCCAGUCUGCCGGUACCAGUGGCCGUUACUCUGGGACCAAUGAUCUUGACGGUGAUAUUCAACGUCGCAACUCAACAGGACGGAGAGUCAGCGAUGGUCUAAAGCGCAGGCUCGGCAGUUUGCGAAGAAAGCCCAGAGAAUAA
Messenger RNA from Xylona heveae TC161, 1095 nucleotides. RefSeq lists its product as hypothetical. The coding region runs from base 1 to 1095 and encodes 364 amino acids. The transcript has 3 exons. Gene Ontology annotation, cellular component: cytoplasm. Lineage: Eukaryota; Fungi; Ascomycota; Xylonomycetes; Xylonales; Xylonaceae. The record is from RefSeq and is a predicted model, not a curated record.